GCACAUGUAAGAAAAAUACUUUCCUUUGUUUCGUAAUCAAGUAAAUCCCAUCGGACCAGUUUUAUCCACCCACCCAGUCCCUAUAUAAACGCGUCCCUGACUGCUCUGUUUCUGUCAGUACUGACUCUGCUGCAGCCGUGAGGAUCUGUGUCGUCGUGAAAACAUCGUGCAGUACUUUGGAGUGUCUCUGCAUCUUGGAUUACAAGUUUGACCAGCAUGGCGACCAGGGCUGAAUCUCAUCUGAAACAAGAGGAGGGAGAGAAGGAUUCUCCGCGUACCCACAAGUGUACCGAAUGUGGCAAGGUGUUUCAUAACCUGAGUCAUCUAAAGCGACACAUUCGGACUCACACAGGUGAGAAACCCUACAGAUGUGAAGAGUGUAGCAGGCAGUUCAGCGAGCUGAGUAGUCUGAAGCGGCACUUGCGCACUCACACUGGUGAGAAACCGUACAGGUGUGAAGAGUGCAGCAGGCAGUUUAAUCAGCUGUGUAAUCUAAAGACUCACAUGCGGACUCACACAGAAGAGAAACCCUACAAGUGUGAGGAGUGCGAUAGGCCCUUCAGUGAGCUAGGUCAUUUGAAAGAACACAUACGGAUUCACACAGGUGAGAAACCAUACAGAUGUGAGGAGUGCAGCCGGUCGUUUGUUACAUUGUCACAUCUAAAGAGACACAUGCGGACUCACACAUGUGAGAAACCGUACCGGUGUGAGGAAUGUAGCAAGCAGUUUAGUCAGCAGGAUAGUUUGAAAAUCCACAUGCGGAUCCAUACAGGUGAGAAACCGUAUAGAUGCGAGGAGUGCAGUAAGCAGUUUACUAAUGUAUCUGGUCUGAAGCUCCACAUGCGGACUCACACUGGUGAGAAACCGUACAAAUGUGAGGAGUGCAGCAAGCAGUUUACUCAGAUGUCUGUCCUGAAGCGUCACAUGCGCACUCACACUGGUGAGAAAAAACAGAUGCGAGGAGUGCUGAUGCGAGGAGUACUGAAAGCAGUUUAGGCAGAUGUUAAUUCUAAAGACGCACAUGCAAACUCACACAGGUGAGAAAUCGUACAGUUGGAAAAAAUGUAGUAAAAUAUUUUUGCAGUUAAGUAGUCUGAGUGUCCACAUGCAAUCUCAUACCAGCGAAAACCAUCCAGUACUUGUGUCCAUGUAAAGAUAACUAUUCGCCGAUGAAGGUUAGACAUCCAGGUAAUACGACACGCCAAUAAUUUCGGAAAUCGUCAGACGUUUCAGUUAGAUUACUAUUAUGUGGUAUCAUUUAUGUCAGUAGCGAAGUGUGUAGAUCUCUUUUAGCGAAGUGUGUAGAUCUCUUUUUACUGUUUUCUUUAAGUAGUGUACAUGACUCCAUUGUAAAUUACGAAUGCAUGCUCCGUAGCCUGUUGAUUGGGAAGUCGUGGACUGUAAGUGACAUAGAGACAAUAGUGACGUAGAGACCGUUCGUUUGACAUCAAGGCGCAUGGUCCGUCUGUUAUAGCCCGCUUUCCAGAUG
Molecule: messenger RNA, 1489 nt
Organism: Branchiostoma belcheri (Belcher's lancelet)
Lineage: Eukaryota; Metazoa; Chordata; Leptocardii; Amphioxiformes; Branchiostomatidae
Product: zinc finger protein 678-like
Exons: 2
Coding region: 217-996 (259 amino acids)
Biological process (GO): regulation of transcription by RNA polymerase II
Cellular component (GO): nucleus
Molecular function (GO): DNA-binding transcription factor activity, RNA polymerase II-specific; RNA polymerase II cis-regulatory region sequence-specific DNA binding
Source: RefSeq, a predicted model, not a curated record